AGGCCGUGCAGCGGCUCCUCCCCCUGGAGGGCGGGGUUUCGGGGCUGCACUACGCGAGGCCAUACGGUACCCAUCAUGCCGCGCGCGCGCACGCGACGGGCGUUCGUUACCGGAAGUGAGUGUGCAUUUCCGGCGGUAGCAGCGGGGUGGCCUGGAUUCCUGCUCCUUGGGGUCCUUUCGUCUCGCUUCCCCCCCCCGCCCCGGUCUCACCCCUUUCCCGCCCGCCGCCGCCAUCAUGAAGGACGUGCCGGGCUUCCUGCAGCAGAGCCAGAGCUCCGGGCCGGGCCAGGCCGCCGUGUGGCACCGCCUGGAGGAGCUCUACACCAAGAAACUCUGGCACCAGCUGACUCUGCAGGUGUUGGACUUUGUGCAGGACCCCUGCUUUGCUAAAGGAGAUGGACUCAUCAAGCUUUAUGAGAACUUCAUCAGUGAGUUUGAACACAGGGUGAAUCCUUUGUCCUUGGUAGAGAUCAUUCUUCAUGUAGUUAGACAGAUGACAGAUCCUAAUGUGGCCCUUACUUUCCUGGAAAAGACUCGAGAAAAGGUGAAAAGCAGUGAUGAGGCUGUGAUUUUAUGUAAAACAGCCAUCGGGGCUCUGAAGUUAAACAUUGGCGACCUGCAGGUCACAAAGGAGACCAUAGAGGAUGUUGAGGAGAUGCUGAACAAUCUCCCUGGGGUGACAUCUGUUCACAGCCGUUUCUACGACCUUUCCAGCAAAUACUACCAGACAAUUGGGAAUCAUGCCUCUUACUAUAAGGAUGCACUGCGGUUCCUGGGCUGUAUUGAUGUCAAGGAUCUGCCAGUGUCAGAGCAGCAGGAGAGAGCCUUUACCUUGGGGCUGGCAGGACUCCUAGGAGAAGGAGUUUAUAACUUUGGGGAGCUGCUCAUGCACCCUGUACUGGAGUCCUUGAGAAACACUGACAGACAGUGGCUGAUUGACACACUUUAUGCCUUCAAUAGUGGUAAUGUAGAGAAAUUCCAGGCUCAGAAGACAGCCUGGGGCCAGCAGCCAGACCUGGCUGCAAAUGAAGCACUUCUCCUGAAGAAGAUCCAGCUGCUGUGCCUCAUGGAGAUGACUUUCACCCGACCAGCCAAUCACAGACAGCUCACUUUUGAAGAGAUUGCUAAAAGUGCCAAAGUCACCGUGAAUGAGGUGGAACUGCUGGUGAUGAAGGCCCUCUCAGUAGGGUUAGUAAAAGGCAGUAUUGAUGAAGUGGAUAAGAAAGUGCACAUGACCUGGGUCCAACCGCGUGUGCUGGAUUUACAGCAGAUCAAAGGGAUGAAGGACCGUCUGGAGUUCUGGUGCACAGAUGUGAGGAGCAUGGAAAUGCUGGUGGAGCACCAAGCCCACGAUAUCCUAACAUAGAAGACUUUGCACUGCCUGAGCGAAUAACUCUUGCUGCUGCUGAAACUGGUGGUGCUCAGACCACUGACUCUGUACAGAAUUAUAUUAAACGGGGGGCUAGGGGAGGUUGGGAAGAACUACUUUUUGACGCUUGUACAGAGGAGUAAGUGGCCUUUACUGUGUAACCCUUUGGUGCUUAAGUCAGGAAUUCCCUGUGCGCCAAUGGUCUGCUGGCACUGACCACAGGAGCUCCUGUCCUACUGUCACCAAGGGGGAUAAGGGCUCCAUAAUGGUGGUUGAAUCAGUCUUGGUGUCAAACUAUUGCACUGGAGGGUGCUGGUGGUAGCUACAUGGUAGAAUCAUUAGCCCAGUAGAUGGGUGCUUCUGUCCUAAAUUGUGCUAGAGAGAGAGAUGCCAUAUUCCCACUAUCAGGCAUUGCUGAUGUGGUGAUUGGACUUGGGGGAGCAUGACUUUCUCACCAGUAGCCCCUCCUCCCAGCAGCCCAAAGGCAGCAUUACCAAGACACCCCACCCCCACAGUUGGCAGUAAAGGGAGCUGCUCACCCCAUCAAUGGGUUUGCCAGGAAUAAAAUCAUUAAUUUAGUGCAUUUGGUUUUAUAUCCUUUUUGGGUUUAUUCUUGUCUUUCAUGAACACUUUAUUGUGAAGUGUGGUGCAGCAGUAUUGCUGGAAUAAACUUCUCUGCCUUCCCUCUUCUACA
Molecule: messenger RNA, 2063 nt
Organism: Dermochelys coriacea (leatherback sea turtle)
Lineage: Eukaryota; Metazoa; Chordata; Testudines; Dermochelyidae
Gene: PSMD13
Product: proteasome 26S subunit, non-ATPase 13
Exons: 13
Coding region: 236-1366 (376 amino acids)
Biological process (GO): ubiquitin-dependent protein catabolic process
Cellular component (GO): nucleus; cytosol; proteasome regulatory particle, lid subcomplex
Molecular function (GO): structural molecule activity
Source: RefSeq, a predicted model, not a curated record